UGUAGAUUAUAUUUGUCUGGAUAACAGGCACAUCAGUUCCAGAUUUUGGAUCCACUAAAGCAAAAUAUGUACAUUUUUUAAACUGGUGACUGUGUAUGUUGUUGGUCAUAUAACAGUGGGUAGUUAGCCCUUUCCUUUUAAUUCUACAAUUGUUAUACAGCUGGAUAUAAGCAAUUAAGCUCAGGGGUCUGAAUAAUGCAGUAUACUAUAUAUUUUACAUAAUCAUAUGUCUGGAAUAUCACUCACGAUCGUUUACUGUUUGUCCUUGUCAGGGUCGCGGCAGUCCGGAGCCUAUCCCGGAGUCACCGGAAGCAAAGGUAAUAGGGGUACACCCUGGACUAGUCGCCAGUCAUUGGUGUGAUUCACUUGAACUGUAUGUCUUUGGGCUGUAGGAGUCCGAACUGCCCGAGUUCUACCCGCUGUGCCACCGUGCCGCCUUAUGAGGACGCUACUGUACUAUAUGGUACUUAAGGCGAUCAAAAUGUGCUGCAAUGUUUACAGGAUGUCUUUUGGGCGAAAUGAAACUUGACUGAUACUGAUGGCACUGGCAGGGGAGCGCAUUUCUGCGGACCAGCCCCAUCCCCCCCCGAUCAUCAUGUGUGUGUCGUCCGUCCGCCCCCCCCGCGGGAUGCGGUCCUCCUCCCAGGAUGACACCGCUAACGCCGCCCCGCGCUUCUGUUCUGUUCCUGUCGAGCCUCGGACCUCAGAUCUGUCACUUCUCUGAGGUUUCAGUAAAUAUCUGUUCAUCUGAGUCGCUCUCAUUAUUUCCUGUCGCUAUAGAAGGAAAUAAAACCGCUAACAACUGAAGAGCAGAAGUCGUGUCACUGACAGGUCUGACGUUCUUGGAUCAAACUUUGCUUACGCUUUUCAAACAGCCGCGUCCUUCGCAACGUAUGCGAACUCGUGCAAUGAAUGCGAGGAUGCGUAAUUUCGCGCACGUGAGUUUUCGAUCGCGCGAGCGGUCCGAAAAAUCCCGAGUGCGGUGCCCAGUGUAGCACGAGACGGGCGUUUCUGAGGAGCGGACGCUUAUUAUUUGACCAUCAUGCAGAAGGAGCACUUGUUCAAGGUGCUGGUGAUCGGGGACCUCGGCGUGGGGAAGACCUCCAUCAUCCAGCGCCUCGUGCAGCGCGUGUUCUCGCAGCACUACCGCGCGACGGUCGGCGUGGACUUCUGGCUCAAGGUGGUCGAGCGGGACCAGCGGACCGUCGUGCGCCUGCAGCUGUGGGACAUCGCCGGGCAGGAGAGGUGCGGCAACAUGAUGCGGGUGUACUACCGUGAUGCUGUGGGCGCCUUGCUGGUGUUUGACGUCACUCGUGCUUCCACCUUUGAGGCCGUGCUGAAGUGGAAGGGCGACCUUGACUCGAAGGUCAUGCUGAGCAACGGCAGGUCUGUCCCCACCGUGCUGCUGGCCAACAAGGCUGACCAGUCGCUACAUGGCCUGCGCUGCCAGUUGCCCAGGCUGGACGCCUUCUGCCGGGACAACGGUUUCGUGGGCUGGUUCGAGACCUCUGCCAAGGAGGACACCAACAUAGACGCAGCCAUCCAGUGUCUGGUGGACAACAUACUGGUCAAUGCUGAGAGCCCUGCUGCUGAGUCCAGGACGGACCUGGUCGUUCUGCCUAGGUUCGAUAAUGAACCCAAGGGGCGGACCGUGCCCACCUGCAACGCCUGCUCGCGACUCCAGCCCACCUGGCCGGUGAGGCGCCGGUGACUGCGGACUUAACGGCCAGGGAUGAAGGACGGAGGACAGCACGGUCCCUGCGGGGACGAUCUACAACCACAGUAUCAACUGCCUUUGACUUGCUGUCAAACUCUAAAAGCCCAGCUGUCAACCAUAAGUAGGAGGAGCCAGCAACUUGACCAUGGCCACAAGCAUGUGACAGCGCUCACUUGGACCGCCCUGGCGGAUGUGUCCGUAAGCGCAGGCGCUGAGAGAUGCAAUCAGACUGCAGCUUUCAUGCUAUUCUUGUCCACGGCACAGGGACAGGAUGCUCUUUGUCUGAGUCUAUCAUCUGAAAUGUCCAGUCUAGACAAAUCAGACCUAAAUAUGUAGUCUGUUCGCGGUGCAGAUGCAGUGCUUUGGAUCUUUGUUGAAUAUGUUUAAAAAGGCGGUGGUGGUCAGAAACAAGACAGACUGCAGCAUCGCGGCACGGGGAAUAAGUGAUUUCCCCUAAUAUUUCUUAUCAUUUCGAUCUUUUAAGAUGCACAUACAGCGCUGCUCGAAAGAAUGUGAGCCCUUUGGGUCCCUUAGUUUCACCACAAGAUGGUUAUUUAAUGAGAAGCAGCGUUUCUCAUGUGACAUAGUAGGUGUGUAAUGAGCAAUUCGAUACGGCGCUUUAGAGGAAAUCGUGUGUGUAGUAGAAACACGGAUAUAG
Scleropages formosus (Asian bonytongue) is the source of this 2375-nucleotide messenger RNA. RefSeq names its product ras-related protein Rab-38-like. Gene Ontology annotation, cellular component: lysosome; phagocytic vesicle; Golgi apparatus. Bases 1043 to 1711 code for a protein of 222 amino acids. The record is from RefSeq and is a predicted model, not a curated record. The transcript is spliced from 3 exons. NCBI's taxonomy places the organism in Eukaryota, Metazoa, Chordata, Actinopteri, Osteoglossiformes, Osteoglossidae. Gene Ontology annotation, biological process: phagosome-lysosome fusion; endosome to lysosome transport. Gene Ontology annotation, molecular function: GTPase activity; GTP binding.